UUGAUCCUUUUUCAUGAUUAGUUGACGGUUAAAUGUGAGCAUUAAGGACCGUCAACACUCAGCCAUCUUCUUGCUCCUACAGCGGUAGCCGAUUGGAGAGGAGUUCCAUUGACGGACAGAUAAACAGAAGCAAAAGCAAUUGACGAUUCGAUUCGAUCUGAUCCGCCAUGAAGCCCCUCACGCAAGAAUUCACCUUGGGGUGCUGAUGAGAGGCUCCAGGAAUCCACCGCCAUGAUCACCAACUACCCCGCUAAGAUCUUUGUUAUUAUUAGAAGGUUUUCUAGGAGUAAUUUAUCACAAAUGCAGAAGAAGUACCUAGUUCCCUCUGACAUGCCAGUUGGGCAGUUCAUUUUCAUACUAUACCCCAGGCUGCACCUAUCUCCAGGAACAACUCUCUUUAUGUUUGUAAACAACACUUUGCCCCAAAUAGCUAGCCUGAGUGGAAGUGUUUAUGACUCGUACAAGGACAUGGACGACUUCCUUUACAUGUGCCACAACAGCGAGAAGACAUUUAGCUGAGCUAGCAUGCUCUAGAAAUUUUCUCUGCUUUGCAGCUAGGUAGGCCAUGCUGCAUGUGUAAAUGUGUUGUCUUUAGUUAGUCUGUGUAUAAACAUUGUGCAUGUUGUUAACUCUGUAUAUAUUAGUAUUCAUAUUGUGCUAUACUUUGUAUUUAUGUAUGUACUAAAAGAAGUAUGUAUAUCAUUAUCAUUCUCAUGUGACUUUGGAGAGGCAU
Messenger RNA from Sorghum bicolor (sorghum), 733 nucleotides. Its product is annotated as autophagy-related protein 8D. Gene Ontology annotation, biological process: cellular response to nitrogen starvation. The coding region runs from base 232 to 519 and encodes 95 amino acids. The transcript is spliced from 5 exons. Lineage: Eukaryota; Viridiplantae; Streptophyta; Magnoliopsida; Poales; Poaceae. The record is from RefSeq and is a predicted model, not a curated record.